Molecule: messenger RNA, 4249 nt
Organism: Carya illinoinensis
Lineage: Eukaryota; Viridiplantae; Streptophyta; Magnoliopsida; Fagales; Juglandaceae
Exons: 9
Coding region: 940-2658 (572 amino acids)
Biological process (GO): regulation of DNA-templated transcription
Molecular function (GO): DNA binding
Source: RefSeq, a predicted model, not a curated record
UUGGACUCGGUAUUAUUUGCAAGGAAAGACAUUUUGGUAUUCCAUGAAGGGCGUGGUAAAAAAGGCAAGCCGACAGGUUGGGUGAUUCAUCAAUACCAGAUAACGCUGGACGAACUUGAUGGCACGCGUCCCGGUCAGUAACUGACAAGAAGUACAAAAUACAUGGUUGAGAGGGGGGGUUCCCUCCAGGAAAAGCCCAGGCCUCAAGGCACAAUAAGGACUUGGGCCCAUUGGGCAGGAACAGAAUCAUGCUUGGGGCCCGAAACGGGAAGUAAGAGUACAGGACCUGUGACACGUCGAUCCAUCUAGAGAGAUCUGCGCCCAGGCUUGACUCGGCCAAUGAGCCCAUCAUGAACAGGGAUAACCUGAGAUCCGAGUGGUCAGUAGAGUCCUGCUAGGAAGGGCCUGACAGAUGCUGCCCCAGAGCCAGGGCGGCUGGGUAUGUCCAAGAAUGGGUGCCCCUAAGCAAAGGCACGUCGCAUUAAAUGGAACGUGGAGGAGUGUAUGCCACCACCAGAGGCCACGCUGCAUUCAAUGCAUGUUAGGGGAGCUAUGCACGCAACAACAACGUGUAGCCUGAGGUGUCGAAGGACGGCACGACCAUGACCUGACACCUCGUCGCCUGACAGGGACGCUGGUGACCGGUCUGACCCAUGUACGACCUGAUAUCCCAUGAUUUUCCUCAGCGACCAGGCCCAAGUCAGGUAUAAAUACGCCAGUGCCACUAAGGUGAAGUCUCUAGACUCUUCUUCUUUGUGGUUCUCUUGAUUUCUCUUCACCACUUAAAGGAGUCCUAUCUGACUUGGGCAUCGGAGGGACCCCAGACCUUACCAGAGCCCAUCCUUCACCUUUGUUGCAGGAUUCGAUGUUGGGCCAUCGUGGAACUGCUCGGGUUACAAAACACGACAUUAACAAUGGGAUGGAUGGCUUGGGAUACUGAUGCUAGUCUCAACUUUUUGGUUCCUGAUGUGUGGCAUCUCUCGUCAUGUGAGACCCUUUCUACUCAAUCGUUUUUUUUAUCAAGAAGAUGAGAGUCGCGUUCAAAACUUCAAAUAUGCUGAGCUUGCUGUUCCAUUUAGACAUCAAGCAUUAGAAGUGCAAGCUACUACAACACCUGAGAAUAUUGGCAAAACAAUAUCUACCACUAUAACACCUGUAGAUCGUGAUGGCAAAAGUUUUAGCACUCACGCUGCAGAGAAUCAAUUCGGAGAACUUACAGCACUUAGUAAUUGUAAUCAAAAUGGUUAUAAUGCUACAGCUAGUGAGUUCCAGGAUGGCUUUGGUGAGUCUGAUCUACAAGUGCCAAUAGAUUGGAGCUUGUCCUCGCCACUCACCUCUGAUAUGCAUUUUGGCAUAUCUCACUCCGUCAGCAAUGACUACAAGAGUCAUUGUGGGACGUCUUCUGAGUAUGGCAUGAAUGAGCUUUCCAAAUUUGGUGACAAGUUUCCGGAUUUGGCAUCUGAUUAUCUUAGUGAGAACUUUCCAAAUUUGUUUGGCUGUCAAAAGGAUCUCCCUUUGGUCUCGAUGAAGGACAACGGAUCAUGCAGUGGUCUAGAUGCCAUAAUGGCCAAUGAAUCGUUCCAGGAUGGCUUUGGUGAGUCUGAUCUACAAGUGCCAAUAGAUUGGAGCUUGUCCUCGCCACUCACCUCUGAUAUGCAUUUUGGCAUAUCUCACUCCGUCAGCAAUGACUACAAGAGUCAUUGUGGGACGUCUUCUGAGUAUGGCAUGAAUGAGCUUUCCAAAUUUGGUGACAAGUUUCCGGAUUUGGCAUCUGAUUAUCUUAGUGAGAACUUUCCAAAUUUGUUUGGCUGUCAAAAGGAUCUCCCUUUGGUCUCGAUGAAGGACAACAGAUCAUGCAGUGGUCUAGAUGCCAUAAUGGCCAAUGAAUCGUUCCAGGAUGGCUUUGGUGAGUCUGAUCUACAAGUGCCAAUAGAUUGGAGCUUGUCCUCGCCACUCACCUCUGAUAUGCAUUUUGGCAUAUCUCACUCCGUCAGCAAUGACUACAAGAGUCAUUGUGGGACGUCUUCUGAGUAUGGCAUGAAUGAGCUUUCCAAAUUUGGUGACAAGUUUCCGGAUUUGGCAUCUGAUUAUCUUAGUGAGAACUUUCCAAAUUUGUUUGGCUGUCAAAAGGAUCUCCCUUUGGUCUCGAUGAAGGACAACGGAUCAUGCAGUGGCCUAGAUGCCAUAAUGGCCAAUGAAUCGUUCCAGGAUGGCUUUGGUGAGUCUGAUCUACAAGUGCCAAUAGAUUGGAGCUUGUCCUCGCCACUCACCUCUGAUAUGCAUUUUGGCAUAUCUCACUCCGUCAGCAAUGACUACAAGAGUCAUUGUGGGACGUCUUCUGAGUAUGGCAUGAAUGAGCUUUCCAAAUUUGGUGACAAGUUUCCGGAUUUGGCAUCUGAUUAUCUUAGUGAGAACUUUCCAAAUAUGUUUAGCUGUCAAAAGGAUCUCCCUUUGGUCUCGAUGAAGGACAACGGAUCAUGCAAUGGUCUAGAUGCAAAAUUGGCCAACACACCGUUUGAGUCAACAUUUCAAGGUUCUGGAGAGAGCAGAAAAAGAAAAGCUUCAUCAGGGUUGCUAAAUCUGGAAUCCCCACAUGGUAUCAAUGGGAAGGUCUUCAAAUCAGAUCUAGGAUCUGAUUUUAUUCCGAAGAAUUACUGAAAUUCUUCGCAGGAUGAGUCUUAACUAAAGGCUCAAUCCUAAAUUCCCAAAAUCUUCGUACUUCUGCGAGAUAAUUAUUUCCCAACUAGUAUCCCAAACCUCCCAACAUAUUUUAUUUUGCUCAGCUUCUAAUUCCCUUCCAUUUCCAACUCCAGUAUCUAAACACCAUAUCAACACUAUUUUAAGAAGCCAUUGCCAAUUCCAGGUUUUAACAUUGAACCACAAUUCCAUGGGGAACCUCCUUGGAAGUUGUGCAAAAAGGUUUUCUCCUGGACAUGCAUUUCCCUCCAAUCAAUUUCUAGAAACUUGCCUGCUUUAAUCUCACCCAAUGAUACACAGUUGAUUCCAAAUUCUAACAUUCCACCAAAGCCUCCCAUGAGCCCAGACUUGUUACAGUCUAAAACCCUUUCCAAUUUCCUGAACUUUUCCUAAGCCGGCAAAUAACUCAAGCACAAAUCUCAAAAGCCCAAACCCUUUUUAUCAUGUUGUACAGUCUCAGACUCGAAAAAUACACCAGCCACACAAUCCAUAAUCCAAAAGACCUAGAAAAACCAAAUCUACCCAGCUAUUAGUUUCUCCACAGCUUAUAACUAGAACCAAAAAAAUGAAACUUAAGCCAGAAUGGCCCUCAAGUUUCAUGGAUGAUGCCGUUCUGAACGAUUAUCACACUACAAGAAAAAUGGACAAUUGCGACCAAUUAAUAGUAACGAAAAGACUAUUAGCAAUCAAAAUUAGUUGCUAAUAGUCUUUUCGUUGCUAUAAAUUGAGAUUGCAAAAGCCUGUUUUUCUUGUAGUGUCACUUUUGAUAAUCGUAAGAAUGAUGCCGUUCGCAAGAAUGAUGACGUUCUGAACGAUUAUCACUUUAGAUAAUUGUAAGAAUGAUGCCGUUCUGAACGAUUAUCACUUCUGAACGAUGAUCGUAAGAAUGAUGCCCAUAUGAACUCAUAAUCAUAUGGAUGAUGCCAUGCUGAUCAAUAUGAUCAAUGAUGCCCAUAUGAACUGAUAAUCAUAUGGAUGUGACCAGAUAAUUAUCAGAACCAUCUAGAACAGAGGUUCUGAUAAUCAUCUGCUUGUUACUAAAUCAAACGAGACACGAUGUCUAUUGAUCUGGGAAAGAUAGUGUCGUCUAUCUGCUCUGUGGUUUUUCUGGUUUACCGACUUUCAAGAACUGUUCAAGACUUCAUGGAGGAUUUUACACAGCUAUAUUUGUGAUGGGGAGAAAAUGUAUCACCACAUAAGUGACUGUGGAAGAUUAGUAACCAUGGAAGAUUGACAAAGACUUGUACUUUUAUUUAAGCUACUUUAUGAUUCCUGUAAGUAAUGUUUGCUUGUACUUUGACAAUGGAUACUUUGUAAAUAAUGUUGUGUUCUAUUAAAGCGUUUGUUAUAAGACCAAAAUACUAUCGGUUGCCUUCCUACAGGAGUCUAGAAGCACUUGGAAGGAUAACAUUUCCUUCGAGAGCUAUGAAACUUGUACGCAGUUUGAAGAUAACCCUCUUAGUCGGUAUGCAUGAUGACAGAAGUUUUUGAACUGAUUUAUUUAGUGGUGAAUUAUUUUGGUAUUUAUAAUGAUAGUUCUCAUUAUUGUUGA